Molecule: messenger RNA, 618 nt
Organism: Ipomoea nil (Japanese morning glory)
Lineage: Eukaryota; Viridiplantae; Streptophyta; Magnoliopsida; Solanales; Convolvulaceae
Product: 39S ribosomal protein L41-A, mitochondrial-like
Exons: 4
Coding region: 214-492 (92 amino acids)
Biological process (GO): translation
Cellular component (GO): mitochondrial large ribosomal subunit
Molecular function (GO): structural constituent of ribosome
Source: RefSeq, a predicted model, not a curated record
UCCUAAUUGACGCCUCACGCCGCCCCUCCCCUGCGCCUCCAGCCGAACCAGCGCUCCCUAGACAAAAUCACCACAGCGCCUCCACAAUCCACUGCUCCUCCCCUCCCCUGCGACAGCGCCGAGCCCGCCGAUCACCUGCCCUGCUUCCGUUCUCGCCAUUGUUUGAACUUUGAAGAUUUCUACGCUGGUUCUUUGUGAAACAAGAAGAAGAAAAUGGCGCUGGGGCUAUUGCUUGGACUUGCAAGGUCAUUCAGAAGAAAGCGAACAUCUUCUCUCGAAAUUCUCACUUCCAAACGUGGUCCGAGGGGUUUCUACAAGGGCAAGAAUUGCAUACCCACUGGCUUCCACACUCGCAAAGGCGGUUAUGUCGUGGUUCCAGAAAAGCUUCCUAAUUAUGUGGUUCCAGAUUUAACCGGUUUCAAGCUAAAGCCAUACGUAUCGCAGUGCCCAACAGAAGCCAAAACAGCAGAGGCUGCCGAUUCUGCUAAAUAAUAUCUCAGUAGGAUUGUAGGAAGUACACAAUUCAUACUUUCGCUUCAUUUUGCUCUUUCUUCUGAAAGAUUUCAUCGUACACUCUCGCCAUAUUUUCUGAAUGCAUUCCCCUAAUACAUUAGAUUA